Rotaria sp. Silwood1 is the source of this 216-nucleotide messenger RNA. Lineage: Eukaryota; Metazoa; Rotifera; Eurotatoria; Philodinida; Philodinidae. The record is from the annotation of a GenBank genome assembly.
AUGUUUGAUUUAAUUGAAACAAAACAUCAUGAAAUGUUUCGACGUAAUCAUCUUACUGAACUUGGUCUUGGGGAUAAUAUUGAUGAACUUAAACAACGUGAACGACCAUUUAAAAAAGCAUUUAUUCAAAAAGUUAAAGAUAAAGAGGCUCAAUUAAAAGAAACAGAAAAACAAGAAAUUAUCUUAAUAACUCAUUUGUAUUUAUUUUUUCUUUAG